This is a messenger RNA of Meloidogyne enterolobii, 705 nucleotides long. NCBI's taxonomy places the organism in Eukaryota, Metazoa, Nematoda, Chromadorea, Rhabditida, Meloidogynidae. The record is from the annotation of a GenBank genome assembly.
AUGUACUUCACUGUAACUAUUUUGUUGAUAGCUUUGACGCUUGGUGAGAUUAUUGGUAAUUUGUGGACAGAAUUCGCUUGGGCACCACAGUUGGCAGUUUACCAGGCAUUAACUGUCAUUUUGUUGCUUCCGUUGCAGUUAAGUGUGGAAAGAGUACAUGAAACAAUUAAGCAGCGUCGUUCGGAUUUGUAUGUCAAAAUUUUCUUUAUUGGUUUUUCUAUGGGGCGUUUAUGUGAUUACAAUUUAAUGCUUAAUGCACCGAAGAUUAUUUGUCCUAUGGCUUUUUGUAUUUUGAUUGAUAAAUUUGGAGUUUUCAACAAAGAUGAUGAUAUAGAUCUUCGACAAAAACAAUCUCAUUGUUCUUCUCCAAUUCGUUUCUUUAAUAGGCAAGAAGAAUCUCGAUUGGAUUUAUUUAUUGGACUUGCAUUAACUGUUAAUGGGAUAGUUUGGAUACUUUUGUUGUUAACUGCUCGAAUUUCUUUCUUCUGUUUUUUUCUUUCAUUUAUAUGUUGUGGAAUUAAUCUAAAGGUUCUAUUUAUUCAUUUCCAGCUAUUCUAUUAUGGUCUUAAUCAACUUUUGCAAGAAAAUUCUACAAUUCAGCGACCUAUUUGGAGUUUUGGUGCCACUAAUCCAUGGUUGGCUAAUGCUGAUCUUGUUUAUGUAUUUUGUGUGCUUGCAUUCGAUGUGUUUGUUUCUGUUAUCUAA